UGUCGCUGGCGACUUGGCGGCCGUGCGAGAGUUGCUGAGCGAGCUGGACCUUCACAUCGAGCGGGUGCGUGGGUCGCAGCAGGUGGUGCUCGAUGCCUUUAUGUGGUUCACAAACCCCGGCGGCAACCACGAGUGGCACACCGACGGCGUGCGGUCAGCGCCCAGCAGCUACGAGCAGCAGCUGCGUGUCACCAUCCCCCUGGUUGGUCGAUAUGACGUGCUGUUUCGCUGUCCAGUGGGCCAGCACGUGGGGCUGUCGACCAGCCCUGACGCGGGCGGUUAUGCAAUGGACAUGGUGGCUUCAGGCGCACAUGCUGCAACGUGCCUCAUCGACGGCAGCAGUGUCAGCAUGCAUCUCCAGCAUUGCGUGGCCCCUGUGCAGCAGCUCACCUGCUGUGUUAUAGUUGACUAUGCUGGUCCGGUGGGGCCAUGUUCCACCAGUAACCAGCUGGUGCCCACGCCGCUGGUGCCCACGCCGCUGGUGCCCGCUGAGGUUGAUAUGGUCUCACUCCCCCUGUCCCUGGCCUCAGCACCUAACCGUUACCAGUGGCUGGCCCUUAUAUGGGCAACCAUGUACAAAGCAGUCUGUGCAGACGACGCUUUGGGCGGUGGGCCACACUAUGCAACUCCGGCGCAGCAUAUGUCGGUGAAGAGCCACCCGUCUUACCAGCUGCAGCAGGCGUGGGCGGCGCACAACAGCGGGCAGCAGCUGAGCCCGCAGCAGCAGCAGCUGCUGGAGAGCCACCCGUCUUACCAGCUGCAGCAGGCGUGGGCGGCGCACAACAGCGGGCAGCAGCUGAGCCCGCAGCAGCAGCAGCUGCUGGAGAGCGACCCGUCUCACCAGCUGCAGCAGGCGUGGGCGGCGCACAACAGCGGGCAGCAGCUGAGCCCGCAGCAGCAGCAGCUGCUGGAGAGCCACCCGUCUCACCAGCUGCAGCAGGCGUCGGCGGCGGCCCAGCAUCCAACCCAGGAGCAGCGGCAGCUGUUGCAGCAACAAUCUGCAUGGGCCAGCAAGGGUGCCAGCAAGGGUGGCACAAAAGCACGUGACCGCCGGAAUGCUGCCCGGGACCCGGACGCCGGUGCCCAGGUGCUGGUGGCACUGCAGCAGGCCUGGCACCGGGUGGCUGACCAGCAGCCGGUCGGAUGUCGGCUCUUCUCGGAGGAUCAGGCGCGGCUGCUGAAGGCUGCCUACAGCGAAUGGAGCAGCUUGGAGGGCCGGUGGAUACCAAUUAACCAUGUGUGGAGCAACGCCGUGGCUCAGCUGACUGGUAUCAAGCUAGAGAGCCUCUCUAGCUGGAGAGCCAGAAAUGGAUGCUGAUAAGCCUCAACGGAGACAGCACCCAAAGGACCGUGUCUCUUGGGUGUGCAAACGAUGCGUCCUUACGGCCUGCACCGGGUCAUAGCGGGGACCUGCGGGGACCGGGGGGCUGCUGCUGGGGGCGACUGGAUGGAUGGGGGAAGUCACGGUGACUGACUUCCUCUUCUGCGCCUGUUCCUAGCAGCCACGAACCAGGGCCGCUCAACUCAACUCUUAGAUGCCAUGAUUUACAUGCAUAUCAAGCGGGUGGCGCUAGAAUGUUUGGUACGGGUCCUGCGCGCCUGGCAGCCCUUAAACGGUUGAGGAGUUGGUUGAGGUGUGCCGCGAGACGACACGGCGGCGCACCCGGUGACUGCAGGUCAGGGGUGCGGCCGCGCGUUUGUGCUGCUGGGGCCCACGGGACCUUGUCGUAU
Molecule: messenger RNA, 1731 nt
Organism: Chlamydomonas reinhardtii
Lineage: Eukaryota; Viridiplantae; Chlorophyta; Chlorophyceae; Chlamydomonadales; Chlamydomonadaceae
Exons: 2
Coding region: 101-1318 (405 amino acids)
Source: RefSeq, a predicted model, not a curated record